AUGCACCUGGCGAGUCAGAGCGGCAAGGCCGGCGCCGGCCAGCUGCUCUUCGCCAACUUCAGGCAGGACAAUAUGUCCCUAGCUGUUGGUAGUAAGUGCGGUUAUAAAUUUUUCUCCCUUUCUUCUGUGGAUAAGCUGGAACAGAGCUAUGAAUGCACUGAUAAUGAAGAUGUGUGCAUUGUAGAAAGAUUGUUUUCAAGCAGCUUAGUGGCCAUCGUUAGCCUCAAAGCUCCUAGGAAGCUCGAAGUUUGCCACUUUAAGAAAGGAACUGAGAACCACAACUACAGCUACUCGAAUACCAUCCUGGCUGUGAAGAUGAACAGGCAGAGGCUAAUAGUAUGCCUGGAGGAGUCUCAAUAACACAACCUUCGGGACGUGAAAGUCCGGCACACGAUCAGGGAGACCCCUCCCAACCCUGCAGGCUUGUGUGCACUGUCCACACACAACGACAAUGGUUACUUGGUGUACCCAGGCAGUGCCACCAUCGGAGAGGUGCAGGUCUUCGACACCAUGAACUUGAGAGCUGCGAACAUGAUCCCGGCUCACGACAGUCCCUUGGCAGCGCUGGCGUUUGACUCCAGCGGAACCAAGCUCUCCACUGCCUCGGAGAAGGGGACAGUGAUUAGGGUAUUCUCCAUUCCAGAGGGACAAAAACUCUUUGAGUUCCGGAGAGGAGUUAAGAGGUGUGUGAGCAUCUGCUCCUUGGCCUACAGCAUGGACAGCAUGUUCCUCUCCGCAUCCAGCAACACUGAGACUGUGCCCAUCUUCAAACUCGAGACUGUGAAAGAAAAACCUCAGGAGGAGCCCACCACCCGGACCGGGUACUUCGGGAAGGUACUCAUGGCUUCCACCAGCUACUUGCCCUCCCAAGUAACAGAAAUGUUCAACCAGGGCAGAGCCUUUGCCACAGUCCACCUGCCUUUCUGCGGCCACAAGAACAUCUGCUCGCUGGCCACAAUUCAGAAGAUUCCCCGGCUCCUGGUGGGAGCUUACGACGGGUACUUGUACAUGUACAACCUGGACCCCCAGGAGGGAGGCGUGACCCUGAUGAAACAGCACAAGUUGGAUGGCAGCAUGGAGACGACCAAUGAAAUCUUAGACUCAGCCUCUCGCGACUGCCGGUUAGUGACCCAGGCCUACAGCCCAGCUGUUGCCACAGGUACUCACGGGCCUUCAUCCCCCACCAGACUUGCCUACACAGACGAGCUGGGAGCAGUGGGCGGCACAUGUCUGGAAGAGGAGGCCAGCGCUCUGCGGCAGGAGGACAGUGAGCAUCCUCCUAUGAUUCUUCGGACUGACUGA
Molecule: messenger RNA, 1302 nt
Organism: Leptonychotes weddellii (Weddell seal)
Lineage: Eukaryota; Metazoa; Chordata; Mammalia; Carnivora; Phocidae
Source: RefSeq, a predicted model, not a curated record